Molecule: messenger RNA, 1533 nt
Organism: Aspergillus neoniger CBS 115656
Lineage: Eukaryota; Fungi; Ascomycota; Eurotiomycetes; Eurotiales; Aspergillaceae
Product: fungal specific transcription factor domain-containing protein
Exons: 7
Coding region: 1-1533 (510 amino acids)
Biological process (GO): DNA-templated transcription
Molecular function (GO): zinc ion binding; DNA binding
Source: RefSeq, a predicted model, not a curated record
AUGCAUCAGCAUGCACAUGGUAUCAGCAUCGAUUUCAGCACUCCCGCGUCACCAAUUAAAUUCUCCCAUGAGGAGGCAGCUCAUUAUAUCAAAGUUUAUUUUGAUGACUUACAUCCCUUGACACCCUUUCUGGACCGAGCCGACUUUGAGCGGAGAAUCUCGGGGCCAGAAUUACCGGAAUUACUAGCAAAUAAUGCGCCAUUCUGUGCGCUAUAUCAUACUUUGCUGGCACUUGGAUGCCAGUAUAUGGAUGGUGGAUCUUUUGUUCCAGGGAAAGGGAAAGCAUGGAAUUACUUUCAGGUUGCAUUGAGCCUGUUCCCAAGAAUAAUUGCUCCACCUCAAACUUUACUUCACGUCCAAGCACUGGCAGCCAUGGCAGUAUUCACAAUGAGCUUCUCCUGUAUUCCGAUCGGCGAGACCUUGAUGUCCGAGGCCGCAAGGAUCGUUCAAUUGCUGGGAUACAACGCCGCAUACGUUCAAACAGAGAACGAAACAUUGUGUCAUAGAGCUUUCUGGGUUAUAUAUUGGCUGGAAAAAGUUACUUCCUUCUUCCGAGGACGUGGUUCUAUGAUACCCGACUACGACAUAGGCUGUCCUGUUCCAGCAUGUUCCGAGACUGCCCCGGGACAGCUUGAUUGGCUAUUAACGACAGCGCGCCUGGGUCGCCUGAUGUCUCGCACUUACGAAUGUCUUUUUUCCGUGAGUGCGGUCCAGAUGCACACAGCUGCCCGCAUCGCGGCUGUAGACUCGAUGUCUCGCGAGCUAGAAGCUUGGAUUCAAACUCUCCCCGAACCCUAUCAGCCCGGGACCCCACUUCGCUUCUCAAAGGGCAAGAGCCCCUGCGCGCAAGAUAUGGCGCUACAAAUACGGUUCAUAUACUAUGCUUUGGUUAUGUCUAUGUGCCGACUUCGGAUCCAUCUUACAGUCGACCAACCGAAUGAGACAAAUCAAGAGACCAAGCGUCAAUUGAUGGAGACCGCUCGAGCUGUUAUAUAUCAUACGCGUUAUAUUGAGCAUGAGGCGCAUGUUCCAGCCUGGCAACUAGGCAUCGUGCCUAUUUCCGCUCUCUUUGUUAUCUUUGACUUUGUCAUUCAUAACCCAUUCCACAAAGAGACGGCCACCAAUAUCUCGUUCUUGGACAUAGCAGCCGGUUAUUUCAGCCGUUGGGAAAUCAGUAACAGGGAUUCUUUACCAGCAUCAACUGCUGCUGAAUUUUCUCACAUUGCUCGUCAAUUUGUGCGGGAUGUACAAGCUAGGCUGCAGACCACAGACUCACGAAGGACUUCACGCCUCGAGGCAGAUAAUACAGUACCAAUGACAGGCGAGAAGAACGACUCCUCCGGAUUUGCUCUCGAUCCAAACCAGGUAACGAAUGAAGAGUCCUUCAUUCUCCCGGACAUCGAAGCUUUCUCAGCCACUGGACCAGACCAACUAUUUUAUCCUGAAGACCCGCUCCAAACAUUACUUGGAACGUACAUGCCACCUACGACCGACAUAUCUAACAUGUUCAACUCGACUUUGUGGAAUCCGUGA